Molecule: messenger RNA, 5281 nt
Organism: Motacilla alba alba
Lineage: Eukaryota; Metazoa; Chordata; Aves; Passeriformes; Motacillidae
Product: potassium channel subfamily K member 16-like
Exons: 5
Coding region: 1042-1926 (294 amino acids)
Biological process (GO): stabilization of membrane potential; potassium ion transmembrane transport
Cellular component (GO): membrane
Molecular function (GO): potassium ion leak channel activity
Source: RefSeq, a predicted model, not a curated record
UAAUAACAAAAUUGCAGCCCUAGCCACCUGGCCAUCUUCGUGUGUGUGUGCGUCUGUGUGUGUGUGUGUGUGUGUCUGUGUUUGUUUUCUUUCAGAAGCAGUGUGACAGAUGACACUUGCCAUAAAGCUCUUCCUACAGAAAAAAAUGCAAGCCCAGCUCAUUUCCAGUGCAUGAUAAUUAUUAAGGCUCCCAUGAGUGAAACGGAUACUUUUUUAGCUAAUGAUUAACUAUAAGCCCUCCUUCCCCCUUAAGUAUUUGGAUUAAAAGGGCAAUAAAGAGACUGAGGGCAGUAGCCAUGAGUGGUUUAUUCUCUAACUCUGUGGACUAAAGGGUGGAGUCAUCUGACAGGGUUCAGGAGCAGUAGGCGAGGCAGUGUGGGGAUUGAUUUUAUUAGGACUAGAAAAGAAAGAGUUUUUUUGUGUGACCAAGUUGAAUUCAGUAUGUUCAUAAGCUUCAUCAUGCUGGUUUUACUGGUGCCAGCAAUGUUGGUAUGGUACAGGCAGCAGCUAUUGACUUUUCCAUUUAUUCAGCUCCAUACUUUUCUUUCUUGGGAAUCUGCUGGAAUUAGAGAGUUUAGAGCAUUUUGUUGUAGAGAAGUCUAGUGUUUAGAAUAAGGCUUUACUUAUCAAGAUUUUAAGAGUCUAUCUGUGGCUCUGUAUUCAGAUGACCUGGGGUAAGUCAUAUAAACACAGUUUUGAUUCAGCUUUCCAGACUGGAAACUAAUACCAGCCUCAGAGGGCUUUAUUAAUUUGAUUGAGAUCUUUGGAUAAAAGCUAAUAGAAGAAAGACACUAUGAUUCCCAGUCCUAUUAAGCUAUAAAUGUUCACCCUUUAUUUUGGAUAGAGAACAGAUAUGGAGGGAUAAAAUUUCUCUGUAAGUCUCAUUUUGUAAGGCCUGAUACCCUGAUGUUUUAGUGAAAAACUCUCCAGAGCAGUAGCUGGGAACAUGGGUGUGUGAUACCAGGUGUUUUGGGUAGGUCACCUCUUGGAACACUAACCUAUGAAGUACUGAGCAGGGACUGGCAAGGGCAGAUCAGCAGCAUGCCCCUCCUCACCAUGCACAGCCGACAGAUCAGCUGGACUCCACUGCUGGUACUGGGGUACCUCUUUUACCUCCUCCUGGGUGCUAUGGUGUUCCAGCUGCUGGAGAAGCAGGCAGAAACACAUUUUCGGGACCAGUUCCAGCUGGAAAAGCUUAAGUUCCUGCAGAAUUACACAUGCUUGGACAGACAAGCCCUGGAGCAGUUUGUACAGGUCCUCAUGGAAGCAUGGGAAAAAGGGGUCAACCCAGAAGGAAACUCUACAAAUCCCAGUAACUGGGACUUCAGCAACUCCUUCUUUUUUGCAGGAACUGUUAUCACCACUAUAGGUUAUGGUAACCUGUCCCCCAGCACAGUGGCAGGGCAGAUCUUCUGUGUGUUUUAUGCCUUAUUUGGAGUGCCCCUCAACCUGGCCUUCCUUAAUCAGCUGGGGAAAGCUCUCAAUGCUCAUCUGCUUACCCUGGAAAGAUGGGUGCAAAAGCCAGGGCGUGCCCAGGUGGUUCAAACACUGGCAGCGGCCAUCUUCCUGAUCACUGGGACCUUGCUUUUCCUGGUGUUCCCACCAUUAGUCUUCAGUUAUGUAGAAGGCUGGAGCUAUGGAGAAGGCUUUUAUUUCACCUUCAUCACCCUGAGCACCAUUGGAUUUGGGGACUAUGUAGUAGGUACAAACCCCAACAAGCACUAUAUCCCUGUGUACAGGAGCCUAACUGCGAUAUGGAUUGUUUUUGGCUUGGCCUGGCUAGCUCUGGUCUUCAACGUGGGAGCUGACUUGAUGGAAAGAUACCUUCAGCUAAAGUGGCACAAGUCUGACUUAAGCUUGGCGGAAGGAGACACCACCAAAUUGGAAGAUGAACCUGAGCAGCCUAGGAUCCAUAUCCCUAGCUGAGUAAGGUACAAAGAAAGCAGUCUUGAAACGGCAUCUUCCAUCUGUAUCUCACACUAAGUGAUCCCUGUGGACAAAGGACUAAAACACAGGUUGUGGACUGUUUCCUAAAGAGGAAAUAGUUUAGAUACAUGGAAAUUUCCACACCCUGUGUAGGUAUCAGCCAGUUAAAACCCCAAGGAAGGAGCAUACAUGGUUACACAACUGCCCCAGGACUCAUUUUACACUUCUCAUUCUAAGGCAACUUCCCCUAAAGUAAUCAAUUAUUAUGCUUUCCCUUUCUCUAGUGGGAUUCAGUUCUUAUGGUCACUCAUUUUCAAAAAAUCCAGAGUGACUGCCUCCCAGCUUCAAUAAGAAGUCAUUUCACCAAGAAUCUCAAGUGGGAAAAGUCAGGUACAGAAAUUUUUCUUCAUUUCCAAUCAGAAAACAAACAAAACCACAGAGGAAUGUCAUCAGUUACAAACACCUGCUUAAUGAUAUCCACUCAAUUAAUAUUCAAUUGAUAUUGUCUGAAAUUAACAUCUUUAAUAUACAAUGACAGCAUUUCUUUAUUUUCUGGGCUAAAAUGCUUCUCUUUUAAUUGUGAGGAAAUUAUGUGUCUGUCCAGCUCUGCCUGGACUGUUACAACUUGUCUCAGAGCAAACUGCCAGCUUAAAGCAGGUCCUUAUCACAUUCAUUUCACAGCCACUUGAAAACAGCACGUUAAACUAAAUCUAAAAGCAAGGAGGCAUCCUUAUUUCCAGCCAGAUCAUAAAUAUGAUUAGAGCCCGGAACUUGCUUUGGGCCAGGUCACAGAAGAGUUAUUACGCACCAUAGAGAACUGAUGCUGUAUGUUUACCUCUAAAUAAUGCCAAUGAUAAGUUCUUGCAUUAAAUCUGAUCCUCAAUCAGGCCCAUUGUGUGGGCCCAUCAAAAACAGGGAGAUUGAAUUUAUCCCGGUUAUUGUAAGUCAAAAGCAGCAGCAGCCAUCCCCAAAGGAGCUGAAAAACCAAAUACAUACAAGCACCUAAUAAGGGACUAGCCACUGAGAUGCAGAUCUGUAGUCAUACUCUCUACUAGACUCCAGAAACUUGAUAAAAAAAUUAUCAAUUCAUUUGGGUCCCAUGUUCAAUCAUCACUAACAUAUUCCAUGAGUAUGCUUGUAAUUAUAUACUCACUGCUAUUUAUUUGGUAUGUUUAUAUCUCAUAGUAACCAUCAAUUAAUCUCUUUGAACUCAUUUGUAAGUGGAACUUUAAUGUAAAGGAUGAGUGAAAUGUGGCUGGAUGCACAGACUAGCCCCAAGCUAGCAUAUGUCUGACUAUAGGAACAUCAAAUGUCAGCAUUUCAGCAGCUGCUUUGAUAUUUCAUUUUGGAGAUGUGUCUAUAAAACAUGUAGAGACUUGUAUAGGUCACUAAUUUUUUCCUUCAUACUUUGCGAGCUAGAUUUUUACUUAUGAGGAGGGUCACAAGAGAUGUUUGUUCUUACACCUGACAAGGUGCAACUUUGCCAGUUGCUGACUCCUGCAUAGUGCAGUGUGGCUACUCAAGUUUGAAAUGCUGGCAUAUAAGAAUACUGGUGAUGGUUUAUUCAACUAAUUUAAAAAAUGAAUGUUCAAAUGCUUAUCCCAUCCAAGAUUUCCCUCAUGUCUUACCACUACCUACCUCACAGAUUUUUAUCUCCUUGAUUUUUGCACUGAUCUUCCUCUAUGCCCUCAGCUAUUCCCAUAAAUUUAUGCAAUGGCUUUCUCUGUAGACUUUCACUGGGAGCAGCCAACUCUCUUCUGUCUGGCUUUUUGUAUCUUUGCAAAUCUCAUGGGAAACUUUGUCUCUCAGUAUUUUCUGUUCUUUAGACACAAUGUUUGCACUUGCACUUUUAACAUCAUCACCAUCACUGUACUCUGUACCUGCCUUAUGUUAACACCAUGACACUUUUGGCCUCUGUAGGUAAAAGACAAAAGUGCUGGUGUUGCUGAUUUCUAUAUCUAACCUGUUUUCUUCAUCUUGCCUUUUUCCAUGCCUUCUGUACUUUAUCAAGCCACAGUCAGCCACAACACAUGCACUAGUCUAAAGGUGAGCCUAUCCACUGUUUUACACCAUGCCACAUGCCAUAAAAAAUGAUAAAGAGGUUUAUCAGUGAUAGAGAGCACUUACUGACAAAGUGUUUCUUGAAAUUGUCCUUACUUGACAUCUGAUCACAGAAAGUUUGGAUUGUUUUUACUGCAGUCCAGAAAAUUGCUCCUGUAUCUGAUACUGAUUUGCAAAGUAGCAGGAAAUGGUGAGACUACCUCCUGGAUUUUUUGCUACUGCUGCAUUUACUAAAGCUGACAGUAGCUGCAGCAGUUCUCCAGCUGCCCAACAGAAGACUCAGAAAGCUACCUUUAAAUCAAGCAUAUGUUCAUGUUGGAAGAGAAAUGAGAAGGAUACUGAUGCCCUCUCCUGUGCUACAUAAGUGAUAGAAAUUUCUUGGUUAUUUUGUCAAUUUUGAAGGUUCUGAAAACCUCCUAAGGGUCAUGCACAUCUAUAAUAAAAGUUACUUUGAGAUACGUAGUGGGAGUACUGGUCCAGGUUUUGAGCAUGGAUAGACCAAGUGCUUUCUGAUACUGUUCCUCUAAUAAAAAUGUAGUCAUCAAGUGUCAACUGACCAGCUAAGAAAGGUAACAUGGAAGAACUGCACAAUCACAAGAACUUGCUAUGAGCCAGAGGAGCACACAAAAUGGAUUCUUUUGGUCUAAUAAUCCAUUUUACCAGUGGUAUAUUUCUGUCCAGAAUGGAGAACACACAUGCUCAGUUCCAAACAUAGAAAACAGCACAUUUGCAGCCUCUGAAUGUUGCUCUGCAGGCUGUGGCAGAAGCAAUGGCCCAGGCAGUGUUCAUCUGGGAUGUGGAAAUGUAGCACUUUGUCCUGAGCAGCUACCACCUGCAGUCCAGGGCAGAACAAGAAGCAAAAGUCCUUCCAGGCUUACACUUACCCUUUUAGCCUACUCAACAAGCCCUUCCUCAUCCUCAGAUAUACAUGCUGUCCUUCCAGACAACACCAAAGUAUCAUUGGCAAAGAUUUGAGCCAUUCUCUGUGGAGAUGUAAAUAGAAGACUGACAGACAAGUGACAUUUCUGAGAAUACUCAAGGGAACAGCCAUGCAACUAUUACAUGAUUUUGUAAAGAUUUGUUGUGGAACUUGAUCUGUUUCCUUCCAAAUUCCUUCUAGCAAGCACAUGUCUGAUAUCCUGAGUUUUCACAGCAUGUCUCAUAGUUAAAAACCCUGAGUCUCAUCUGUAAUUAGUUUUAUGUAUUUUUAGCAUAAUCAUUAAAUUCUGUAUGUUUAGUCCAUGUUUCAAAAUAGUUAUACUCAGUGAGCUUUGUAUAAACUAUCUGGGUUUAA